AUGAUAGCCCGACUUCUGAAUGAAACCGGUCGACAGGUGUCGUGUGGAAAGUUGGAACUUACGUAUUCUGAAUUAAUUUAUCGUUUUUCGCAACGGAAUUUGGCUAAAACUGAACGAUGGCCCCUGGCGGGAUUACGCGGCUAUGGCUUUUACGACCAUCUGUUUUCCUUUGAGGCGGGUCGGCGUUGCUCUCUGCCCGGCAUCUUUAUCUUCAAGUGUAAGCAAGCACGGUUACUUCACUCUUUGCUGAGUAAGCACGUAAAUAGCCUUGCGCAGAUGGGUCCCGACUGUCGUGCUCCCUGGACGUACAGGUCACAUUCGGACCAAGGGAAAAUGAAGUUCGGCGUUCUUCCAUCAGGUUCUCCUGCCUCUGCGCCUCCUCUUCCAGAAACUUCGGUGAAUUCAGAUGAAAUUCGGGUGUGCUACCCCUCGUCACUGUCCCCUGAAAAUGACGUUGACAGAAAUCAUCAGCAACCAUACCGACGACAUGCGCUUACGCCACCACCACCCCACCACCAUUGUAACCCCCAGUGUCGGUGGCGUCUGAGUGAUGACUACAUCUACCUCAGUCGGACCCUAACCCCUUCUCCGCCACUCACCAACCUCCCGUCUCCACAACCAUCUGCCCCUUCUUCAACAGGUGGGGUCUACCUAGUUGCCAUCCCUGGCCUAAGCAGCGCCCACUCUUACGAAAACCAACGAUCACUUAUUACAGCGUCUUCAUGUUCAUAA
This is a messenger RNA of Mesocestoides corti, 732 nucleotides long. The record is from the annotation of a GenBank genome assembly. Lineage: Eukaryota; Metazoa; Platyhelminthes; Cestoda; Cyclophyllidea; Mesocestoididae.